AUCCCUAUCGCCAGCCGCUGGUAAUGUUUGACCGCCUCCUUCCUGGUUGUUAGUUGCGAGGCUGCCUACCCAGGCGGCGAGUUGUUGUGGACGCUGGAGAUCGUGCGCGCAAAACGAAGGUGGGCCGGGGAGUGUUGUAGCGGGAUCCCGUCUCGGGGCAGCUGGCGCCUGUUCCCUCAGCUUUUUAUUUUUUCCGUCUUCUUUUUCGCUUGAAACGACAAAGAGGACAUGUUGCUAUGAGGAAAGACGUCAGAGAUGACUGAUGUUGAGCCUGUAGUCACAGAUUUUGCUGCAUCAGGACGGGCAGGGCGCCGAAAUGCCUUACCAGACAUUCUGGGUUCUUCUGCUGGAGCUGGGACAUCAGAACUGCCACACAAAUUAGCAGAACUCUCAAUGUCAGAAGGAGCUGAAGGAGGAGAAGCGUCAUCCUCUGAUGCCACUAUGGAAAACCAAGAGAUGGAAGGAAAAACAAUGAAUUCCUAAUGUUUAUAAAAUGUUCGGUUUGGGUGAUUACCUACGAACUUCACUGCCAGAGUGUCCAAGACUCUGAAAUAUGUAAUAUUUGUAACUGGCUAAUAUGAAUAUGGCACAUUGAAAAAUUAGUUAUGUUUUCAAAUUCAUCAAGAAGCAAUUUAUUUAUUUACAAAUCAUAGCCAGUAUCUGCAGAAAAAAAAAGAGAAUUGUUUUCAGUCAUUUAACAAAUGAAGUCCAAUGUAAUCAGUUGAUUAUUGCAAAUAACCAAAUACAACCACAAACAUCAUUAAUAACUUGGAGUCUUUUCUGAUAAUAAAAUGUAGAUAUCA
Pantherophis guttatus is the source of this 803-nucleotide messenger RNA. RefSeq names its product cAMP-dependent protein kinase inhibitor beta (gene PKIB). Gene Ontology annotation, biological process: negative regulation of protein kinase activity. Gene Ontology annotation, molecular function: cAMP-dependent protein kinase inhibitor activity. Lineage: Eukaryota; Metazoa; Chordata; Lepidosauria; Squamata; Colubridae. The record is from RefSeq and is a predicted model, not a curated record.